UCUAUAUUGUCACAACUUCCCACGGUAGCUCAUUCAGUACAGACAAAACCUUUGAGUAAGUUUCAUCAUGAUUUCGUUAAAAGAAAGUCGCAAAUUUCGUCUCCUUGUGAUUUUUGCCGCUGUUUGUCUUUUGCAACUUACCCAAGGUGCAGACGAGCAGAAGCCGGACAAAUACAACGAGUUUGGAGGUGACGAUCCACAGAUUGCUAUCGAACUCGCCAUCGUUCUUGAGCCACGUGGUCGUCAAUGCUUCUACCAGUACAUUAGAAAAGGUUCCGAACUUAAGUUUUCUUACACGGUUCAAACGCCAUCGACGGCAAUAACAACAAACGCUAUUUCAUCUUAUAUUCGAGAUCCAUUUGAAAACCAAGUUUUUGCCACUCAUCUUGAAGAUAAGGUCGACAUUCCACCUUUCGAAAUAAAAAAUGAAGGUGUGUACGAAUUUUGUUUUAACAACUUCAUCGGUCGCUUCCUUUACAAAAAGACGGAAUUUUUCAUUGGAAUUAUCAAUCCAACUCGAGUUUUUAAAAAGAUGGACGUCUUAAAUGAAACUCUUCAAGUGUAUGACGGCUUAACGGACAGAGUACGCGGAAUCUCUUCUACUAUUUUUCACGUGGAGCAUCAGAUGUACUUUAUGCGAAGACUUGAAGGUGCGGACCUUGCUUAUCUCGAACAGAAUCUUCAAUAUAUCAACCGAAUGUCUGCGCUCACAAUUGUCGGCGUAAUCGCAGUUGCCUAUAUGCAGAUCCUGAUCUUGAAAAGAUUUUUCCGUGAGCCAAAAAUAACGGGUAAAGCAAAGCCAAGAGCUUAGAACUCAAACCAGAUGAUUUCAAAACCUGAAACACUUCCAAUUAUUCGGAACCUUUAAAACACGAAAUGUGAAACAUUAUUUUGAUUCUUUUGUGAAGUUUUGCUCAACAACGGCGGGAAAUUAUGGGGAAUCACCUUCAGUGAUAGUAUGUUUACCGCGUUAAAACUUUAUCUCAGCAAAAAAUAUAAUACGCUCGUGCAGUUAAUAUUCAUUCUUUGAAGUUUGUAAAACGAAAUUCAAUACAAAUCUUCUUUUAUCAAAGUCUGCUAAGUAAUUUGCCUUUAAGCAGGUCCAGAACGAGCUAAAGUUCAUAACGAGUUGAGCGAUAAAAUUUAGAAC
Molecule: messenger RNA, 1150 nt
Organism: Ciona intestinalis (vase tunicate)
Lineage: Eukaryota; Metazoa; Chordata; Ascidiacea; Phlebobranchia; Cionidae
Product: transmembrane emp24 domain-containing protein 6-like
Source: RefSeq, a predicted model, not a curated record